Molecule: messenger RNA, 4082 nt
Organism: Paramecium octaurelia
Lineage: Eukaryota; Ciliophora; Oligohymenophorea; Peniculida; Parameciidae
Source: the annotation of a GenBank genome assembly
AUGAGUGAUGCAUAUCCAGUUAAAAAACAACAAGAAAUACAGAGUACUUCAUUGUAAUAAGAUAUUCGAACGAAUAAUUGGACGCCUACUACAUUAAUUUAAUAAUAGACUUAGUCAUAGCCAGAAUGUUAGCCAUUAUAGUAGGAAGAGUCAAGUCAACCUUCUAUGUUGACUAUUCAUAAAGAGGAUGAUGUUAGAUUUUAUCCUUACUAUCUUGGAGAGAAGAGUUGGAUGAUAACAAAGUUUUUAUUUAUACAUCUGACAGUAUACUCAUUAUUGUUAAAGAAACGCGUAUUAGACAAAGGAAAUAAGAUUACAGAAAAGCACUUGCCUAAAUUAUCACCUUAGGAAGACUUAAGUGAAACGGUUCAAGAUUCAUAAAAAAAAAUCAAUUAAAAAUAUAAAAUAACACGUGGUGACUUAGUUAAAAUUAUUUUUUUUGGUGAAUUAAGGUUGAUAAGUUUGGGAUGUUUUUUUGCAAAUGUGUUAGAAGCUGUUGUAAGAAAUGGAAUUUCAAUGGUCAUGAGUAGGGUAAUUACCAGUGCUGCAAAUGAUGAAAGAGAUAAUGCGUAUGGAUUCGCUGUAUUAUUGGUGUUUCUGAAUCUCGUUGGAGUUUUUGCAAGGCACCAUAGUUAUAAUUUGUCAAUGAUUUUCUCAUCAAAAGCUAGGUUGACACUUAUAAAUUUAGUCUACCAUAAAUUAACUGAAUUGAGUGCAUAUUCCAUGAAAGAGGCAAAUAUAGGCAAAAUUUUAAAUUUGAUCUCUGGUGAUAUCAAUUAUCUUGAAUAUGUGUUUAUUAUGGUAUUCUAGAGCAGCGUAUGCUUCAUAUCAAUGAUUUUUGGAUGCUACAUUCUCUGGGAUAGAUUUAAUGGACCUAUUGGAAUAAUUGCACUUGCUAUUAUAUUUGUUGCCUAUCCCAUUUAAAUACUGUUAUAAACCUUUAAUUCUGAGACACUUAAAACUUCUAAGCAAUAUUAAGAUCGAAGAUUAAAACUCACAAAUGAACUUAUUGAAGGAAUCAGACUUAUUAAAAUGUAUGCAUGGGAACAAGCCUUCAAUAAAAUGAUAUCGAUAAUGAGACAAUAGGAAUAUAUUUGUUUAUUAAAAAUUAGUUUUAGAUCAGCUGUUGAUAGAUUAUUUAGUUUAAUUUCUUAAGUUUGGUCAAGUUUUAUUUUCUUUGUUAUUUUGUAUUAUGGAGGUUUCAGAAAAACUAUGAGUGUGGCUGAAAUGAUUUCAACAAUUCAAUUGCUUACGUUCUUUAAAAUAAGCUGCGUUUAUAUGGUUUCUUAUGGAAUUUAAUCAAUAAUUCAAAUAAAAGUGUCAUUUCAAAGAAUAGUAACUAUUUUAAAUAUUGAAAAUUCAGAAAUGACAAAUUUGGAUAGAAUUCAAUUGAAAUCAGAUAAUAAUAAAUAAAUCUAGGAUUACAUCGGUCCGAGAAUUCAACUUUAAAAUUUCUCUUCAUUCUGGUCAAGUAAAGUCACAAAUAAUACAAAACCAGUUCUUAAAAAUUUGACCUUGGAUAUCGAAGCAGGAGAGAUUUGGGCUUUUAUUGGAAAGGUUGGCUGUGGAAAAUCAACUCUCCUUAGUGCUUUCCUUUAUGAAAUUCCUGCGUAUAAAGGAUCGUUCAAAAUUGAUGGUUAAGAGGCAAAUAAGGGUGCGUUAAGUAUAGCUUAUGUUGAAUAAGAACCAUUUAUCUUUCCAGACACAAUUAAAAGAAACAUCCUGUUUGGUAGACCAUUUGAUAAGGCUUUGUAUCAAAAAGUUUGUUGGAAUCUGAUUUAUCUUUGAUGAAAUUUUAAGAUCUUACUGAAAUUGGAGAAAGAGGCACGACUCUCUCUGGCGGCUAAAAAGCUCGUUUAUCUUUGGCUAGAGCUUUAUACUAAUAGGCAGACUUGUAUUUAUUCGAUGAUCCUUUAUCUGCUGUAGAUGCAAAUGUAGCUAAAAAUAUAUUCCACAUGGCUAUCAAGGAAUUCAUUUUUGAAUAUCAGAUAUAAAGAAACCCUAAUAAGAAAAAACCAAUAGUUAUUUUGGUCACUCACUAAGUAUAAUAUGCAGUCGAAUGUGAUAAAAUUGGGAUAUUAAAUGAUGGAGAAUUAAUCGCCUAAGGAACUUAUGAAGAUAUUAAAUCAAAUUUAUACAUGAUUAACGAAGAAUUAGUUUAAUAAUUAAACAAAACAAAAGAGUCAGUAAAAUAAGACUUUAUUAGACCACAAUUCUAAAAGAGAACAAAAAUAAUUAAUUCUGAAUCUAAUCAUCUUAUAAGUAAAGAAGCUGAUUAAUAAUCAUUAAUUACUUUUAAAACAUAUGCUAGAUACUAUAAAUUUUGGAAUUUGAUAGUAAUUUUCUGUAUUUUAAGUUUAGAAGUUGGUUCAGAAGUGCUUAUUAAUUUCUAUUAGAGAAUUAUUUCUCUUUUCGAAGAGUAUUAAAAAGAUAAUGAUAUAGACAAUGCAUUUUAUCUUCUAGGAAUACUAACUUUAGGGCUUCUUCUUACUAAUUUAGUGAAAUAUGCAUUAAACACAUAUUCUGUUUAAACGUCUACUUAACAAAUGCAUCAGUAAAUGCUGAAAUUUUUAACCUUGGCACCAGUUUCAUAUUUCGAUGUGAAUCCUUCUGGAAGAAUUAUAAAUAGAUUUUCAAAUGAUUUAUCUUUGUGUGAUAAUUAAACAAACUCUGUUAGUUUAGAUGUUUUGGAAAUUAUGGGUGGAUUUUUGUUUGCUUUAAUUACUUUAGCUAUUUUAUAACCAUACUUUUUGAUUAUGAUUGUUUUUAUUAUCCUUAUCGAUCUUUAUUAGUUUAGCUAUGCAAAGAAGAUUAUCAGUUAACUUAAAGAAGUUGAACUGAUGUAAAGAAGUCCUUUAUUUGAUUUCCUUAAGAAAAUUUUAGGAGGUGUCAUAUAAGUUAGAGUUUAUGGAUAGUAGGCAUGGUUUAGACAAUAGUUUUUAGAGAUUUCAAACAAAUGUAAUCUUUAUUCUUUAACAUAUUAUUAUUCUUCAAGAUCUCUUGGAUUUAAUCUGGAUAUAGUAGGAUUUAUAGCUUAAACAGUUGGUAUAUUUAUUUUUGUUAAAUUGAAUUAUGAUAAUGUUGCAAUUUUGUCUCAAGGGUUAUUACUCUUAAUUACCUAUAAUGCUUCUUUAUAAUGGGGAUUAAGGCAAUUAAUUACUUUUGAAACCUAAAUGAACUCUUAUAACAGAAUGUUUUAGAUCAUCGAUAUAGAACCAGAGGCUCCUCAUGUAGUGGAAGAAGAUUCAAAAUAUCCAGAUUUUCCAAAAGAUGGGCGAGUUAAAUUUGAAAAUGUUUAUAUGAGAUAUAGAGAAAAUUGCGAAUUAGUGUUGAAAGGAUUAUCAUUUGAAAUUUAAAGUGGUGAAAAGAUAGGUUGUGUUGGAAGAACAGGAGCAGGAAAGUCUUCAAUUUUGUAAGCAAUCUUUAGAAUGUCAGAAAUUGAAAAGGAUAAAGAAUCACAUUUAUUAAUUUCAGGCUUAGAUGUUAGAAAAUUAGGAUUGCAUAAAUUACGAAGCAGCAUUGGAAUCAUUCCUUAAUCACCUUUCUUAUUUACAGGAACUAUUAGAAGAAAUUUGGAUCCUUUUGAUAAUUUUACUGAUGAAUAAUUAUGGAAGGCUUUAGAAUAAACAGACCUAAUAAACUACGUAAAAGCAUUUUAAAAUGGUCUCUAAACUGAUAUGAGUGAUGUUAAUUCAGUUUUUUCUGUUGGCUAAAAAUAAUUAAUUUGCUUGGCCAGAAUUGUUCUUUUAUAAAAGAAAAUAAUCGUUUUGGAUGAGGCAACCGCAAAUGUUGAUAUGAAAACUGAUGAUUUUAUUUAAGAAACCUUAAAAAAGAAAUUUUCAGAUUGCACUUUAAUUACCAUUGCACAUCGAUUAAACACAAUUGCUGAUUAUGAUAAAGUAAUGGUUGUAAAUGAAGGAUAAGUGAUUGAAUUUGACACUCCUUUUAAUCUAUUAGCUAAUUCAAUUAAUUCAACCUUUGUAGAUAAAAGUACAGAAUUUUCUAGAUUAGUUAAAAAUACUGGUGAUUAGAAUGCUUAAGCAAUUUUUGAUAUUGCUUAUUCAAAAUAUGUAAAAUAGUGA